AUGGACGCCUUCUUGAAGGGAACAAAACGGAAAAUGCCGCCAGCCUCAGAAGAGACGGUGGAUGACGAUGCUGAGUCUACAGAUAUCAAACUCGCUAUACUCGCCUCGCUGUUUCCAAACUUCAGUCAAGAAGCUCUGCUGGAAUCACUGCUGGCACAUGACGGUUCUGUUGAAGGCGCAACAGAAUCCCUGAGUAAUGAUUCUGCCGAGCCAACCAAGAAAUCACGAGCUCGUGUAGUCAUGGGAGCGCAGACGUCGUUGAGGUUCUUUGCUUCUGACCUGCCAUCCGCUGGUGGAAACUCCUCCCCAAAGAAGGCGAGACUGCUGUCAAAGAAAGGAACUACACUCCACCUGUAUGACCCGGAUGACAUCGCCCAACACACACCCUGUAGCAUCAUCCACAAUUUCCUCCCUCAGAACAUGGCCAACGACCUCCUUCGUGAAAUGUUGGACGAGUCCAAAACAUUCGAGAAGAUGACAUUCAAACUCUUCGAUAACGUUGUCUCGAGCCCGCACACGGCAACAUUCUAUGUGGAGAACGAGGAAGAGUUAAAGAGACAGAAGUAUGAGUAUUACUACAAUGGAGCGAGACUGACGGACGUUCGCACCAUCACUCCCCAGUUGCUUCGGGUAAAGCCACUGGUCCAGGAGGGUGUCAACAAGGAGGUUCAACGGCGUAUCCAGACCGUUUAUCCAAACGGCCAGAAGCUCAAAUACCAGUCCCCCGACGACUGGAAACCGAAUGCCGCAUUUGUGAAUUGCUACAACGGGCCGCAUGAAAACGUUGGCUACCACAGCGAUCAACUGACUUACUUGGGCCCGCGUGCUGUCAUCGGCUCACUAUCACUUGGGGUCGCCAGGGAGUUUCGAGUGAGAAGAAUGGUUCCAAAAGACUCUGAUAACAACGUCGCAGAAGAUCCGGACGCGGAGGGCCAGAUCUCUAUCCACCUGCCACACAACUCGCUCCUGGUCAUGCAUGCAGAGAUGCAAGAGGAGUGGAAACAUUCCAUCGCACCCGCCCAAGCAAUCGACCCGCACCCGAUAGCCGGCAACCGGAGAAUAAAUGUCACAUACAGAGAUUAUCGCGCGAGCCUCCAUCCGAAAUACACCCCGAGGUGCAAGUGCGGCAUCCCGGCCGUCCUUAAGGUCGUGCAGAAGAGGAAGGAGAACUUUGGGAAGUACUUCUGGAUGUGUUAUGGUGGAUACGUCCCUGGCAAGGAGAGCUGCAGCUUUUUCCAGUGGGCCGAUUUCGACGAUGAUGGGAACCCCAGUUGGGACAAGGAGAGGUACAGGAAAACUGCCGUAGCUGCUCCUAAAGACACACAAUGA
Molecule: messenger RNA, 1329 nt
Organism: Neoarthrinium moseri
Lineage: Eukaryota; Fungi; Ascomycota; Sordariomycetes; Amphisphaeriales; Apiosporaceae
Exons: 2
Coding region: 1-1329 (442 amino acids)
Biological process (GO): DNA repair; DNA alkylation repair
Cellular component (GO): nucleus
Molecular function (GO): dioxygenase activity; zinc ion binding; ubiquitin binding
Source: RefSeq, a predicted model, not a curated record